This is a messenger RNA of Oxyura jamaicensis (ruddy duck), 436 nucleotides long. RefSeq names its product cytochrome b-c1 complex subunit 9. The transcript is spliced from 2 exons. The record is from RefSeq and is a predicted model, not a curated record. Bases 29 to 217 code for a protein of 62 amino acids. Lineage: Eukaryota; Metazoa; Chordata; Aves; Anseriformes; Anatidae. Gene Ontology annotation, biological process: mitochondrial electron transport, ubiquinol to cytochrome c.
CGGCGCAGGCGCAGGAGGCGCGGGCAAGAUGGCGCUGCUGCGGCAGGCGUACAGCGCGCUGUUCCGCCGCACGUCCACCUUCGCGCUCAGCAUCGUGCUGGGCGCCGUCGUCUUCGAGCGAGCCUUCGACCAGGGCGCCGACGCCAUCUUCGAGCACCUCAACGAGGGGAAACUGUGGAAACACAUCAAGCACAAGUAUGAAACCAGUGACAACUGAAAUGCUCAGCAGCAGGAUCCAGUCUGGGGUGGCGAAAUGCACUGCAGAGAAGGAUUUGGUCUCCUGACACCAGCUGGAUCAAAAUGGAAUUGGGUUCCCCAUCGCCUCCGAGCCAGAUUGUAUCAGCCACCUCCUGAUAUGAUGUAAAUUGAGUUGGACUCCAGGAGUUCUGCUGCUGCGUUGAAACUUUGCGUUAAAAUAAAAAGUUCUUGGCCCGUG